Molecule: messenger RNA, 561 nt
Organism: Ostreococcus lucimarinus CCE9901
Lineage: Eukaryota; Viridiplantae; Chlorophyta; Mamiellophyceae; Mamiellales; Bathycoccaceae
Exons: 1
Biological process (GO): protein folding in endoplasmic reticulum
Cellular component (GO): EMC complex
Molecular function (GO): protein binding
Source: RefSeq, a predicted model, not a curated record
GCGACGACGCUCGGAAAGGAGGGCGGCGCCGCGGAGGCGCGAAAGAUGUUGGAUGAAAUGUUGGAGGAAAAUAAAGGCGAGGCGAGGUUGCGAAAAAUGCGCGUGGCGUGCGCGAAGAGCGAGGGCGACGUCCCGGGCGCCGUCGCGGCGUUGACGGAGUAUCUGGAAGACUUUGGCGCGGACGACGAGGCGUGGCUGGAGCUUGGGAAGCUGUACGCCGAGCGGUGUGAGUACGAGAAGGCGUUGUUUUGUUACGAAGAAGUGCUGUGCGCGAGACCGUUCGAUCCCAACUCGCACAGGCGAAUGGGUGAGGUGCUCUACACCAUGGGCGGCGAGGAAAACAUUCGCGACGCGAAGCAUCACUUCGCCGCGGCGAUUGAUUUCACCAAUGGCAAAGAUAUUCGCGCGCUUUACGCCGUCAUUUUAUGUGUGAAGAAGUUACGCAUCAUGUCGUCGAAGAGGGGGGAAGAGUUUAAAGAUAACGGCGCGUUGGAGCUCGCGGACGCGGCGACGGAGCGGUUACUCCAACGCUACGCCUCGGACAACGAGACGCUACUCUCC